AUGUCAUAUGUCAAAUUUGAUUAAAAUUAACAAAUUUCGCUCAGUGAAAGUGGGCUGAAUUUCUUUGUUAAAAUUUAAUUAAUAUAAUAGUGGACAAUCGUGGAAUUCUAUUGAUUAUAUAAUUGUAAUACGGUCAUCAAAAUGGGGGACCACGAUGAUUUCGAAGACAGCCAGUUUCCUGACAACGACGAAUUUGUUCCAUACGUGACUGCCGGAAACUUGCAUCAGAAAAAUGGCGCGAAAGUAACUAUUUGGGGAAAAGUUACUAAAGUAUCUGCGAGCGAGGGUUUCUACAUUAAAACAGUCGACGAACAAGAAGUUUUAGUAAAAUUGAAGCGGCCAAUUAAUGAACCACUUGAAGGUUGGUAUGAGAUUUAUGGAGUGUCUCAAGGCAAAAGUGUUCUUUGCGACGAAUAUGUUCCAUUUUCGCAAGAUAUGUGUAAAAACGUUGAUACUGAAGGCCACAAGGGGCUGGCUAGGCUAUUAGCUGCUCUUGAUGAUCCAUGGAAUCUUGGCGAAGAUAACUCAUACAUGGCUGGUGUUGAACCUAUGGAGUGAUAUGCUUGCGAGUGAUUAGAAAUUUUGAAAUUAGACUGUACUGUAAUCUUAAAAGCAUUACUACUACUGAUGUACGUACAUACUACUUAAUGUGACUGGUAGUACAAAAAAGUAUAAGUAAUACAAAAAAGGUUUGCAUUUGUAUCAACUAUGAAUACAAAAACAUAAGUAGUAAUUGAGUUUUGUUAUAAUAAUUUAAGAACACUUACAUUUAAGUUUUAUAUGAAAAAUAAUAAAAAUAUGCUUCUUAAAAA
Messenger RNA from Plodia interpunctella (Indianmeal moth), 812 nucleotides. RefSeq lists its product as uncharacterized. Lineage: Eukaryota; Metazoa; Arthropoda; Insecta; Lepidoptera; Pyralidae. Gene Ontology annotation, cellular component: nucleus. Bases 142 to 558 code for a protein of 138 amino acids. The record is from RefSeq and is a predicted model, not a curated record. Gene Ontology annotation, molecular function: DNA binding. Gene Ontology annotation, biological process: DNA repair; DNA replication; DNA recombination. The transcript has a single exon.